This is a messenger RNA of Eruca vesicaria subsp. sativa (arugula), 207 nucleotides long. The record is from the annotation of a GenBank genome assembly. NCBI's taxonomy places the organism in Eukaryota, Viridiplantae, Streptophyta, Magnoliopsida, Brassicales, Brassicaceae.
AUGUAUUCCAAGAGAGAUCAAAGGUUCUACAUGUCUUGGGAUGGUCACGAAUCAACGGAGCCUGAGUUCCAUGGGUUGCGGUUUCACAACCUUCCUCAGUUUUCUCAUUCCGAGUUGCAGAUUUUAGAUUCUUGUCAUAGGACACAACACCUUGUCGAGUCUCCCUCAGGACAACGAUUCCUAGCUAGUGAAAUGCGCACAUACUAA